AUGGACCGAAUAAAGAACUUCCUGACGCCUGUCAAGGCAACAGACGAAGAGUACGAGCCAUUGACGGACGACUCUUCGACGCUCGGCGAGGAGGAAGGAGAGACAUACCCAGACCAGGCGCCCUUCUCAUGGAUAGAAUACUCCAUCUUCGCCUUGAUUGGCGUCGCUAUGCUCUGGGCAUGGAACAUGUUCCUCGCCGCGGCUCCCUACUUCCAAACCCGUUUCGAAUCCAAUGAAUGGAUCCUGGCCAACUCCCAAUCCGCCAUCCUCUCUGUCUCGACAACCGCCAACCUGCUGGCUCUGCUCGUCUUGAUGAACAUUCAGUCCUCAGCCAACUACCCGUUGCGCAUCAAGGCCUCCCUCAUCGUCACCAUCGCCGUCUUCGGUCUCUUAACCAUCUCGGCCGUCGCCUUCCGCCAUGUCUCGGCGACCACCUACCUCGUCUUCCUGCUUCUCAUGGUCGGCGCCUCCGCCUGGGCUGCUGGCAUGAUGCAAAACGGCGCCUUCGCUUUCGCCGCCAGCUUCGGUCGACCGGAGUACACCCAAGCCAUUAUGGCCGGUCAGGGCGUGGCCGGGAUCCUUCCCCCCUUGGCCCAAAUGGUCUCCUACCUCGCGGUGCCUCAGUCCGACAACUCCAACCCUUCCCAAAACUCAACAACAACAACAACAACUACUACUACUACAACCGCCACCACUCUCGACAGCACCCCAGAAGCAGCCCCCAGCACCUCAGCAUUCAUCUACUUCCUCACCGCCGUGCUCAUCUCCCUCUUGACCCUCCUCGCCUUCUACCCCCUCGUCACACGACACAACACGCUCAUCGAAUCCCGCCUCAUGGCCGACGAAGACACCCAACAACAGCUUCUCUCGCAAUCCAUCACCUCCCUGGAAGAAGCCGAGCGGGCUCGCCGGCACUACGUCGGCCCUGUCCAGCUUUUCCGCAAGCUCAACUGGAUCGCCGCCUCGGUGUUCCUGUGCUUCGUGGUAGCCAUGUUCUUUCCCGUUUUCACGGCCAAGAUCCUUUCCGUCCACGACGACCCCGACUCCUCCGACACCUCUCCUUCCAGGGGAGGUAGUAGCACCUCGUCAAUCUUCGCCCCGGGGGUGUUUAUUCCUUUGGGUUUCUUCUUCUGGAACCUCGGCGACCUGUUGGGGCGGGUAUCACCCAUGUUCCUCCCCUUUUCUCUGCGCGAUCGGCCCGUGGCGUUGUUCGCCGUGGCGGUAGCCAGGCUGGUGUUCCUGCCCAUGUACCUGCUUUGCAAUAUCAGGGGAUUGGGAGCGGUGGUGGACAGUGAUCUGUUUUACUUGCUGGUGGUGCAGUUACCUUUCGGAUUGACGAACGGGUGGUUGGGCGCCAGCAGCAUGAUGGCUGCGGGCGAGUGGGUUGAUGAGGGCGAGAGAGAGGCCGCAGGCGGGUUUAUGAGUAUGUGUCUUGUGGGUGGUUUGUCGGUGGGGAGUUUGGCUAGUUUUAGUGUUGCUGGCAUCUGA
Sordaria macrospora k-hell is the source of this 1488-nucleotide messenger RNA. RefSeq lists its product as uncharacterized. Gene Ontology annotation, molecular function: nicotinamide riboside transmembrane transporter activity; nucleobase transmembrane transporter activity. Lineage: Eukaryota; Fungi; Ascomycota; Sordariomycetes; Sordariales; Sordariaceae. The record is from RefSeq and is a predicted model, not a curated record. Gene Ontology annotation, biological process: nucleoside transmembrane transport. Gene Ontology annotation, cellular component: fungal-type vacuole membrane.